AUGGGGAACGAGGCUAGCAUGGAAGGGGAGGGACAGGCGGGACAAGGCGGCCCAUGCGCCGUUCCUGCAGCGGGUGCUCCGGCUUCCAUUUCAGCACCACCGGACUCUGGACAGCUCAUCAAGCCGAGCAAUGGAGCGCCUGCCGGGGGAAGUGCCUCUGGACCCGGCCCGGGGAUUAACAGGUCACCUGCAUCUGAACAGGGACCCAAAUCAGGGGUACACAGCAGUCAUGGGACAGGGGACAGGCUGGCCUCUCAUGACACCCCACCUGCUGCCCCAUCCUACGGGGAGCAGGGCCAUGGUCAUGUGUCCAGGAAGAACUUACACGUGGACGUGGGUAGCAGCCGGACUGGGAGGUCUCCUUCGGUAUCCCCCGACCGAGGCUGCACCCCUACCUCUCCUUAUUCUGUGCCUCAAAUAGCACCCAUGCCCAGCAGCAAGCUGUGCCCCGUCUGUAAAACGGCCGACCUGACUGGCACUGGUGAUGACAAGCCAAGCUUCAACACCUGCACUCUGUGCCGCUCCAUGGUGUGCAACCAGUGUGGCUUCAACCCCAACCCUCACCUCACUGAAGUUCAGGAGUGGCUAUGCCUGAAUUGUCAGAUGCAGAGAGCGUUGGGUAUGGAUAUGACCACACCACGUUCCAAAAGUCAACAACAGAUAAACUCUCCUUCUCAUGCUGCCAAACCAGAACUCAAACCUGAUCCUUCUUCUCAGCUGUCCCCUCAGACACAGACAAGUCCUCAGAUUCAGCCAGGACAGACACAUCAACCUCCUGGAGCUUCUAAACAGACUGGCCCAACUCAGCAGCCAACAAAGUUGCCUCCAGGAGCAGUGCCUCUCCCUGGCAUGGCCAAAGCCCCGUCCCAGCCUGAUUUGUCCCGAAACUCCCCAGCCCACCAAACCCACCACUCCCGCCAAGACCAGACACGCAGCGCCGGCAGCUCUCCUUCACGACAUCCUCCUCCUCCUGAGCAGACUUUUGGGAAAUUAUUUGGCUUUGGUGCUUCUCUUCUUAACCAAGCCAGUACACUUAUAUCUGAGACCACUCAACCCCAACAGCAACCCCCGAAAACGGCCCCCAAACCAGGUGGACACCAGGGUCCAGGACCUGGGCCACCUAAGCAUUCGGCACCUCAAUCUGGUCAACAAGGGCCACGAGCGCCACCUCAGCACCAAACCGCUCCUCCAGAUUCCUCCAAACCGAAAGUUGCAUGUCCUCUUUGCAAAAUGGUCCUUAACAUUGGCAACACAGCUGAACAACCCAACUAUAACACUUGUACCCAGUGCCACUCCAAGGUGUGCGACAAGUGCGGAUUCAACCCCACUCCACACCUAGUCGAGAAACAAGAAUGGCUCUGCUUGAACUGCCAGACACAGAGGGCUCUGUCAGGAAGUUUGGGAGACAUUCCAGGUCCUGCAGCAUCUAAUCAGCAACCACCUCAGCAGAAGGACGCUGUUCCACGUUCAGGGCCAAGGCCCACAGGUCCUCAGCAGCAACAGAAACCACUUGGUCCCCAAGUAAGUGGCCCUGCUUCUCCUAUGAAACAGGCUGAGCAGUCCCCUCAAACCAAGGGAAUACGACAGGCUUCUCCUCCUACCAAGGGUUCUACCCAGUCUGUUGCUCAAGCCAAGGGUUCCUCUCAAUCAGUAUCUCAAAGCAAGGGUUCAGCACAACCCCCUGUCCAGGGUAAAGGACAAUUUCAAAAUAAAGGCCCUGCUCAAAAUAAGGGUUCAGCUCAGUCUGGUAACCAAACAAAAGUACAGAGCCAGGCUAAAGGGCAAUCUCCGGCAAAGGGAUCUGCUCAGCCCACUGCUCAGGUUAAAGGUCCAUUGUCUAGUGCCAAGGUUGCAUUCACCCCUAAAGCAUCACCCAAUUCCAAGGCCCCACCAACUUCAUCAAAAACAGCACCUACCCAGGCUAAACCCACAGGUACACCUCAGGCCCGCAAACAGACGCCAAACCAGGAAAAGACCAAGAUCCCUGCUAAAUCUGUAAAGGAGGAUGUCAAGGCCUCACCAAAGAAAGCCUUGUCAGAGGCUGUCACUUCACCAAAAGACUCGAAGAUAGCAGAAGAUCUGCAAAAGUCAAGACACCGAGACGAUUACAUAAAAUCAAGUACACAGAGUUUAAGUGACACUGGAUACUCCUCAGAUGGGAUCUCUGGAUACCAGGGGGAGAUUAUUGGUCAGAUUCAUGAAGAAGCGGUCAAGCUCAAUGAGAGGGGUGUGCCCAUUUCCUCUGAAAUCACCAAGUUAGAGACAUCAAUGAAGCCUCUAUUGGAGUCAAAGGCUGCAUCGGACCAGAAGCAUAGGCCUUAUUCGCUAUCUGUUGGACAGGGACGUGACAUUAGUCCAGAUGAUGAUGCAGCAAGAGAUGAAUCAGAUGAUGAGCUCAGCUGUAAGCUUCGUCAUGAUUAUGUGGAAGACAGCAGUGAGAGUGGUCUCUCGCCAUUGCCAGUAAGACAAAAGAAGUCACAUAAAGAUUUAACAGAUGAAGAGUUUAUGAGGAGACAAAUCAUGGAGAUGAGUGCCGAUGAAGAUGAGGAAUAUGGAGACCAGAAAGCUAAAAAAGGACAUAAAACAAGUGGGGAUUCAAACAAAGAUAGACGACGACUCCCCCACCAUUCUAGUAGUUUCGAGGAUGCAGCCAAAGAAUCAGAAGGGUUGUAUAAGGCAGAAGAAGAAGAAGAUGUUGUGAUGGCUGGGGGUCUUCGCCGCUUUAAGACAAUUGAGUUAAAUAAUACUAACAGUUAUAACAGAGAAAUGGAACUCAGUGCUGAGCAUGACUUAAGAGAACCAGAACUAGAGAUGGAAAGUCUAACAGGUUCACCAGAAGAGAGAUCCAAAGGAGAAUAUUCAUCCACUUUACCUGCUACCACUCCCAGCUACACUUCAGGAACAUCACCCACAUCUGUGUCAUCCAUGGAGGAUGACAGCGACAGCAGCCCUAGUCGAAGAGCAAGACUAGAGGAAGCAAAACAGCAGAGAAAAGCCAGACAUCGCUCACAUGGGCCAUUGCUGCCCACCAUUGAGGACUCCUCUGAGGAGGAUGAACUCAGAGAGGAAGAAGAGCUCUUAAGAGAACAGGAACAAAUGAGAGAUCUUGAACAACAAAGGAUUCGAAGUACUGCUAGAAAAACAAAAAGGGAUAAGGAGGAACUACGAGCACAGAGACGCCGGGAAAGAUCCAAAACACCUCCCAGUAAUCUGUCUCCAAUUGAGGAUGCAUCACCAACUGAGGAACUGAGACAGGCUGCUGAGAUGGAAGAGCUCCACAGGUCAUCAUGUUCUGAAUACUCACCCUCAAUGGACUCUGAAGCAGAAGGUUUUGAGAUCAUAGGAGGAAAGCUCUACAAAUCUGGGAAUGAAUAUAAUCUUCCAACUUUUACCUCCCUCUACUCUCCAACAGAGAAGACACCAUCUAUGACUUCAGCUGAUAAAACACUAAAAAGUGCCGAGGAAGUUUAUGAGGAAAUGAUGAAGAAAGCCCAGCUCCUUCAGAAACAAGGAAAAAAUGUUGCACAGCAGAAGCAUUCUCUAACUGAAAAUGCAAACCUUGAAACUGGUUCGGCCUUAACCCCAGGAUCUAGUCCAACCCAGAUUUCUGCACCAAUGUCCUUCUCCACAACAGGAAAUGACCCACGUAUAUCAGGAAUUCAUGCAGGGCAUCUAUCAAAAGAAACUCAAAAUAGGUUGGUGUCACAGAGUGCCAAAAUUGAAGGUGUUGUUGGAGGAGUUACCACAACCAAAAUGCAAGGCAGUCACACCGCUACAACUCGAAAUGCAGCUGGUGUGGGCUCACAACGGCCAGCACAGGCAUCACCAGACUCUGCAUCAUCAUCUCUAACCUAUAAGGUUUUCUCCCUUUUCAAAGGUCCCAGCCCACAAGCCUCACCCACCACUUCUCCUGUUCAAAGCCCAACACACUCACCAGUUGUACGUCCCACGGGAAGUGGUGGUAGGCAGUUGCCAACAUUGCCUGGCGGGCCAUCAACAACUAUAGCUUCCCAUGGAGCUCCAAGGUCUAAUUCACCUCGUCUUGUACGACAACAGUCCUCUCAAGAUUCACCAGUGAUGGCAAUAACACUUGGGUCUGCAACACCUAAUUCUGCCAAGCCUGUUACUGUAAAUUCAUCCACUUCACCAUUAUCAUCACCUACACAGGUUAGCUAUAAAACCCUGUAUAGCUCCCAGCAAUCAUCCGCAAGUUCACCACCUUUACCACAAAUGCAUCUGUCCCAGCAGUCCCAAAAACAUUCUUCACACAUGGGUCAAAAUGUUGAAAAAACAAAUGUUUCCAGUGGUUUACAGAGUCAUGGUUCAUUUUCCAUGGAAAAUAUAUCUCAAUGUAAAACAGAAACCUCAUUGGGCAUGGGUCAGAGCCAACCCCAUCCAACUACUAUUGUGGAUCUAAGAGCCCCAAUUAGAUCCGCCCCAAUUAUAAUGACAGAGCAAGGGAUGGAUCUAACAUCCCUAGCUUCCGACUCACGAAGGUAUUCUAUGGGAACAGAACAGCCAUCUGUUCGGCUAACAGCAGUCCAACCUCUUAUCAUGAACCUGAAUGCACAAGAGCAGCGACAUGUAUCUGCCUCAACAACAGUAAGUGUAACAGUUGCAGGUUCUAUGUACUUGUCUCAACCCAAACAAGCAGUUGUCUAUGGCGAUCCUUUGCAAAAUCGUGUAGAUUUGGGGCAGGGUGUGGGAUCAGCUGUGUGUUUAUCCCAGAGUAAGACACCAGUUUCAGAUCCAUUUAUUCCCAAAAUUGAUGCUUGCCUUGAGAACCUUGGCAUUCAACAGCAGCAACUGCAAUUACAACAACAAAAGCUCCUGCAGCAGCAACAGCUUCUUGAGCAGCAGCUUCAGCAACAUCAACAGCAAUCUUCUUUUGCCCGUUUCAAUUUAGCAAAUAACACUCCCCUUGUGAUUAAAAAGGAUCUUGUAGUCAAUCAGACAACCAGUUCACAACCUGUAGUUACAGCGAGAGUUGCUCCAUUAGCUACCCAACCUGUAUGUAAUGCCCCUCAUGAAAUUUAUGGUGGGGUCGCUCUAGAGCUCCAAAAUAAGCCGACAGUAAUGAAUCUGUCCACAGGAAAGCCCCAUGUUAUGAUGGUUCAACUUGAUGAGAGUAAAACAUCACAGGCAGGAGCAGUGACUCAGCUAUUAAAAAAAGAGGAUCCUCCUCCCGCCCCUCAAGUAUUGGAUUUAACUGGACAGAUCAAACCAGAAAACCAAGUUGCAUGUUGUGAUGUCGUAUACAAUUUGCCAUUUCCUGGUUCAUGUGCAGGGUCAUUCACUCAGAAACCAACGACAGUAUCACCUGAUAAAAAAACAAUCACGGAGACAUCCAAAGCACCAACCCUUUCUCAUCCUGCCCAUUACAAUAAUAGUCAACAGCAGCAACUUCAGGCUACACAGGGUGUUAAAGAAGAAAAUAAAACAUACCAAACACCAGUAAUUCCGUCGGGAAGAAUACAACCCUCCAUGUCUGAUACUAAUCUACCCACAAUGACUGAUGCUAGUCACUGCCAGAUGAAUAUUAAGGGGAAUAUGGCAGUAGAUCUUAGCAAUAUCAAUCAAACUUACGAUAGUGGAUACUUCAGCAUGGGAGCUCAGUAUGGAUCAUACACUGAUUUGCGUCACCAAGGAGAUAUCGCAGGUCCAACAUUACCCAUGCGGCGUUAUGGUUCACUUUCAAAUAUCAAUUCCGACUACAGCUAUGGGUCAAAGGAGAUAACAGGACCACAUGACUCGAAUCUGGCUCAAUUGAGUGCAACCACUGCAAGGGAAAUUAAUCAGAUGUGUUCCGCGCUUAACACAGUAGAUCAUUUUGCAACACGAUUUGGGCAUAAUCCUGAACUGCUACCUUAUGCAGUUGGUAGAGGUGCGCAUUUAGGUAGGCUAAAUCUCCAGCAAAGUCUAGCAUCAAUAAGAGCAAGCCUGAUGUACGGCACAGAUGGAAGAGCCUUGGCAAAUGGUCAAACCCUAACAAACCUAAUAAAUGCAAGACAGGCAAGUAUACGUGCCCUGUAUCCUGCUGCUUUGAGAGGAGGUGAUGGCAUGAUUUAUUCUACCAUAAACACUCCUAUAGCAUCUACGUUGCCAAUUACUACCCAGCCAGGCCCUGUUCUUCACCCCAUGCCUAGAGGAAUUUACAGGCCAUACCCUACCGGUGUAACUGCUGUACCAUUAGCUAGUCUUACCAGGUUGCCUCAAAUUAAUCCCAAAACAACAGUGGCCACACAAGGAACAUAUCCACAUCCUCCUCCUAACCAAUACACAACCACCACCUCUGGAAGUAUCUCUACUUUAAGCACCUCACAAGAUGAAACUCCCAUGUAUCUUGGAAAGCCUUCAACUGCAGCUCCAAUAAUUCCACCACCCCAAGUUGGCUCACCGCAAAAUACAUUAGGAGCUGGUAUGUUACCUGUUACAGUUCAACAAACCAAUCAGACUCAACAUACUUCACAAAUGUCUCUAUCUCAAAGUCAAGGACAACUUCCAACUGUCAAACCAGCACAGAUGCAGCCACAGCAGUUACCUGCUCAAACUGAACCAUUAUCAUUAACCCAAACACAUCUUCAGGCUCAAUCCAUCAGUCAACCCCAACACCCUGUUUUGACACAUGGUAAUAUCACAACCUGUGUUACUGGCUCUACGUCAAAAUUAUCUCCUCCUACUGAUGCUCAAAAAGAUAAAGAAGAUGAAAGGCUGAGUCAGCAACAAGAACACAUGCUGCAGCUAGAGCGAGAGCGUGUUGAAUUGGAAAAAUUGAGGCAGCUGCGCCUUCAUGAGGAGCUUGAGCGAGAUCGUAUGGAGCUUCAGCGACACAGAGAAAAAGAACAACUAAUUGUUCAGCGUGAAAUUCAAGAAUUGCAGACCAUCAAGCAACAGGUCCUACAACAACAGCAAGCAGAGCGGGAGACUCAGCUUAUAAUGCAAAGAGAGCAACUGGCCCAGCAGAGAAUGCAGCUUGAACAAAUUCAAUCUCUGCAGCAGCAACUCCAACUGCAGCUGGAGGAGCAGAAAAGGCAAAAGACAGCAGCAGUCGAGGCAGCAGCUGCUGCUGCAGCAGCGGAAGCAGCCGCAGCAUCGGCAGCCGCAGCAGCAACAUCUGCCCAGGGUGCCAUACAAGGAGUGGUGGUUGGCGGAGGACCACCUCAAGGCUUCCUCAUUUGUGAUCAGAGUGGAAGGGUUAUUCAACAAGAUGCACAAACUGUUCAAUUUUGGCAAGAUGGACAAGUGGUCCAAGCUGUGGUGUCUGCCAGACCUAUUCAUAGUUCUGUGUCAGAAAUGUCUUUAAGAAGCACCGAAAAACAAGCUGACUCAAAGAUUAUGAAGAAGCAAAAUUCUAUGCCCCGUCUUAGAGACAGCACAGAAGAUGAUUCUGUGAAGAUAGCAGACAGUUGUAUACAAACAGAUGAUGAAGAUGGAGAGGAACGUUUCAUAAACCGCCGAAGAAGAACAAGACGCAUUGCAGACUGCAGUGUGCAGACUGAUGAGGAGGACCAGACAGACUGGGACCAGCAGCCAGUGAGGCGCCGGCGCUCACGUAUUUCAAAGCACUCAGACUCCAGUGGUGAGACUAAAUCAGAUGGGUCAUCAAGAGCAAUAUCUGCAAGUAUAGCUAUUCAAACCUCAAAUGACUCCUCAUGCCAGACAGAACCUGAUCAACUUGGUAGGGUUUCGCCAGCUAUUCAUAUCACUAUGGUAGAAAGUUCAAAAGUUGACCUAUUACAUUACAUAGCAGCUCCUGAGAGGACCCACAAGGGGGAAAGUCUUGCUUGUCAGACUGAACCAGAGUCACACUCUCAAGGUGUAGUUGCUCCUCAACUCAGUGUCCCCACAACAAUUAGUCCAUAUUCUACAAGUAUGCACAUAGUUAGUGCAAAUACAUGUGAGACAAACUCCCCAAGACUACAAGGAGUUGCCAAGUUUGAGAGACGGAAACCUGACCCUUUGGAAAUCGGUUAUCAGCCACAACCAAAUGAAUGUCAUCGCCAGCCCCCCAAAUCUCCUCAGGUUCUGUACUCCCCAGUGUCUCCAUUGUCUCCUCAUCGUAUGUUGGAGACAACAUUUGCCUCACAAGAGAAGCUAAACAAAGCCCAUGUCACACCCCAGCAAAAGGCUUUCACUGCUGAAUCGCCACAACGCCAACAGUCUCUACCAAGACCGAUAAAAAGUGUGCAACGUUCCAUGUCUGAUCCAAAGCCUCUCAGCCCCACAUCAGAGGAUCCUGGAAAGAACAGAUUUUCUCCAUAUCAUCAGCAAGCUGUGUCCAGCAGUCAGCAGAUGGCCACCCUGCAGCAGCAGAACGCUGUGAUGAGGAAGGUAAAGAGAACUCUUCCCAGCCCCCCUCCCGAAGAGUCUCCGGUCCCCAUAGUUACUCCAGCACAAAUUUACAGUUCUCCUGGCAUGCCCCAGAGGGUUUUGCCUCGACCUGCACAAGGAGUCACCAAAGCAGGCUUGCUUAGUGAACUGAAGGCUGUGGAACAAGAGUCGUCAAAGCUACGGAAGCAGCAAGCCGAACUGGAGGAAGAAGAGAAAGAGAUUGAUGCCAAAUUACGUUACUUGGAAUUGGGCAUCACUCAGCGUAAGGAGACCAUGGUAAAGGAACGGGAGAGAAGAGAGCUGGCUUACUUGCGUUGUAUGGGCGAUGCUCGGGACUACAUGUCAGACAGUGAGCUCAACAACAUCAGGAUGGGAACUGCAACAGCAACCUUUGAUGCCAAUGGUUUGCUUUCAAGGCCCAGCACUGCGCCAAUGAGUCCGUUUACUAACGAUCCUACUGCAACAUCCCAGUAUUCCUCAACCUCUUCCUAUAUGUCUUAUCCUUACUCUCAAAAUCAACCAUCUUCACAACAGCCAGGUUCCUACCAUCAGAUUGGUUUCCAACCUCCUCAGUACCCAUCAUCCUCUGCUCCCCAGCCAGGCACAUUCCAGCCCCACCCUCCUCCAGGCCCUGGCUACCAGAACCAGGGAAACUAUUCCUCACGUGUGUAUAGCCAAACCUCUUACCAAACAGACCUUGGCAUGCAUCAGCAUGGUCACCAGGCCUUCCAUCCACCAAAUCAGCCUAUGCCAGGCCAAAGCCUUCCAUAUCCUAGCCACAGCUCAUACCAACCUGGACUAUCUUAUCCAACCCAGGCUGAUAUCCUCACAGUACACCAAAGGCCAAGGCAAACCUCUUUGGCUGACCUAGAGCAAAAACUUCCCACAAAUUAUGAGGUCAUCAGCAAUCCAGCAGUCUCGGUGGCCACGUCGGCUCCAGAAACAGUAUAUGGUUCUGCCUACAGCAAUGCGUAUGGACAAUAUCGCCACUCUGAGCCGGGCCUUACUCACUCUGGUGACAGCCCAACAUCUGCUUAUGUUUCAGAUGAACAUUACACCUCUAACUUAGAACAGAACAUUCCAAGGAAUUAUGUAAUGAUAGAUGACAUCAGUGAGUUGACAAAAGACAACACUGGUCCGGCCACUGAUGCCCUAGGUCCACCUGUAAGUGGGCGAUAUCGCAGUGAGAAUGGUCCUGGACGUGGCAGUCCCUAUGGUAGACCUGAAGAUGAGUCAGUGGAUGCUUAUGGUAGACCCACUGGAACAAUGGGUUACCAGAACACAGCAGACAGUCGUACAAGCACCACAGUUAGCGGAGGUUCUUAUUAUUAUGAUGACUACAAACACUCUUCACGGAGCAGUCACAAAGUCUCACCCAAAAAUCUUGCCCCUGCCGUUGUCUCUUCUAAACGUAGUAAGCACCGAAAACAGGGAAUGGAGCAGAAAAUAUCAAAAUUUUCUCCUAUUGAGGAAGCUCGAGAUGUGGAGGCAGACCUAGCGUCCUACACGAUGACAACUUCGACAGGAGGCAGUUGUACUGUGGUGUCCAGGUCUAAGAAACAGGACGAAUUAGCAUAUGGUAUGAAAAGGAAUGCAUAUGACCAGCAGAAAUAUUAUGGCACCAGUCGCGAGGGUCUUGAGGAAGAAGAUCGCAUGUACAGUUCUGGUAGGUCCAGGUCUACAGGAUACGGCAUGGAUAAGAUAUCUUCCCGAGAUGCCUCAGGUCACAGAAGUAAAUCCUAUGAGAGGGAUGCCAUGGAGCGUUCUCAGCGAAGCAGCCGCAGUGGAAGGCCACCCAUACGCAAUCAGAAUUCAGAGGAAGAGAGUCCAAUCAGUCCUGUCGGUAAACCUGUAGGUAUUGGACGGAGCUCUGGUGUUCCAAAUGCUCAUGAUGUGAGAAACCAGUAUGGGUCCAGUCAUUCGCUUCCAGAUGUGCAGGACCACCAUAAGAAGGACCUUCCCAGGAGUCAUGUGUAUAAACCAGAUGACCCUUACCUUGUAGACGACAUGAACUGUGCUGUUUCUGACAGUGAAGCCUAUCAUUUGGGUCAAGAGGAAACUGAUUGGUUUGAAAAGCCUCGGGAGGCCCGAUCAGAACGUUCAAGACAUCACAGAGGUGGAAGUCAGUCAUCUUCAGGUAGGCGUACAAAGCACACCUACCAUGACUAUGAUGAUCCCUCAGAGGAAUACGGACCCCAGGAUGACAACCAUCAAAGGCAUUCCUCCUCUGCAUCUUCACGGGACCAGCGAUAUCAUGGCAACAGCUCUGGGAGGCACAACUCUUCUCGACAUGUCUCAGAAGAUCCCAGAUCUUCUCGUUCCUCCAGGACACACCCAAAAGACACAUCAGGAAGAUCUGACGGCAGAAGCUCGUCAUCUGCUCAAAGAAGGGGUGGACCGGACUCCCGUUCAACCCAAGGAAGUCCCCGUAAUUCAGGGGACUUCUCUCGUGACCCGGCCGCUGGCCAUCACCACGGCACUGGGGGACGGAGCCAGAGGCAACCAGGAGAACGCACAAGAAGACAGGAUCCCCCUAAUUCAGGCUCUAAGAUGCAGCAGCAGGGGCAUGUUGGGCAACAGCGGCCAAGUGUUCCAAGCCAGUCGGGAAGACAUCCAGUUUCUGAGCCUCUUGAUGGUACUCAGCAACCCCAACAGCAGCAGCUAAGUGCACAACAGCAGCAGCAGCUGCCACAACAGCACAGUCAGCCCCCUGCUAGCAGCCAGCCAACAACUACUGUAGGAACUGGAUCACCGCAGCAGCAGCCACCGAAAACAAGCCAUGCACAAACACAGGGAGGUCUAUCAGGAGGAGGCUCUGCAGCAGGGCAGCCAGCAACAACAGCGGUGAAGAUGGAUGCCACACCGUCAGCAACUUCCAUAGGAAUGAAGCCUACAAUGGCCAUCCCAACCAUACCUCAGACUACAAAAACAACUCCACCCCCUCUAACCGGCAUUGGCUCAAAAGCUGCCCCUGUUGGGAUCGGCAGCAAAGCUGGUGGUAUUGGCAGUGCUGCAGCUGGACAAGCACCUGCUGAAGGGGAAAACGUUUUGACCAAAAUUCUGCAAGGAGGUGCAGCAGAGCAGGCGGGAAAAUUAGGAGACGCUCUGUCUGGCCUUGGGAAGAAAUUCACUUCAUUCUUUUGA
Messenger RNA from Nerophis lumbriciformis (worm pipefish), 11475 nucleotides. Lineage: Eukaryota; Metazoa; Chordata; Actinopteri; Syngnathiformes; Syngnathidae. The record is from RefSeq and is a predicted model, not a curated record.